UCGCGGGGACUGAUGGACGUUCCCGACAGCCCGGAGCGAAACCCCUGCUCUCCUGAGGAAGAGGACCAGCAGCUUUCUGAUGAGGAGGUCCUGAAGGAGAGCGGCUCCGAGCGGGAACUCGAUGGGGAGGGUGGCCAGGGGAGCCUCCUGGGCGAGGAGGAGGAGGCAGGCAGGGCCCUGAGCCGGGCAGAGGAGGAGGAGAACCACUCUGACGAGGAAGAUCGGCUGAGUGAGGCCAAGUCGCAGGAAUCCGACACCAACGAGCAGGGCGUGGAGCUGAAGAGCCCCCGUCCCCGGAAGGGGGAGGAGGAAGACAGGACAAACGACCUGGAAGUGUCCUCUGUCACCAGGGAGCUGGAUGAGCACGAGCUGGACUAUGAUGAGGAGGUUCCCGAGGAACCCAGCGCUGCUCCUGCAGAGGAGGACGGGGAGAAAGCUGCUGGGGAGGAUGAUGAGGAAGAGGAGAAAGGAGAUGAUGCCCCUGAGGAUGAGAAGAAAUCCAGCAGUAAAAGUGAUGAUGAGAAGGAUGGGCAGGAUCCCCUCAAGGAGAAGAAGAAAGAAGAGGAUGAUGGGGAAAUUGAUGAUGGAGAAAUUGAUGAUGAUGACUUGGAAGAAGGGGAGGUUAAAGACCCCAACGACAGGAAGGUGAGGCCCAGGCCCACCUGCCGCUUCUUCAUGAAAGGACACUGCACCUGGGGCAUGAACUGUCGCUUUAUCCACCCCGGAGUGAACGACAAAGGAAAUUACUCACUCAUCUCCAAACCUGAGCCCUUCUCCCCCAACGGGGCCCCUCCCAUGGGCCCUCACCCGCUGAUGCCAGCCAACCCCUGGGGAGGCCCAGUGGUUGAUGAAAUCUUACCUCCACCUCCUCCAGACCCUCCCACAGAAAGUGCCUGGGAGAGGGGACUCCGGCACGCUAAAGAGGUAUUAAAAAAAGCAACAAUGAGGAAGGAGCAGGAGCCUGACUUUGAGGAGAAGAGGUUCACAGUGACCAUCGGGGAGGACGAGCGGGAGUUCGACAAGGAGAACGAAUUCUUCCGGGACUGGAAUUACCGCAUCACCCGCGACGUGCGGGACCCCGCGGAGGUGGACAUCAAAGAAAACAUUAACUAUGGGCUUGAUCCCUAUGCAGAUCCCUAUUAUGACUAUGAAAUAGAGCGCUUCUGGCGUGGUGGGCAGUAUGAGAAUUUCAGGGUUCAGUACACAGACCCCGACCCCUACCGUAACUACAGAGUCCUCUUCUCGUUCAUCCACCUACUCGGGGUCCGGCUCCUCCCGCUCGCGCUCCAGGUCCUCCUCGUACAGCUCCUACUCCAGUCGCUCCUCCAGGCACAGCUCUUUCUCAGGCAGCAGGUCCAGGUCAAGGUCCUUCUCAUCUUCUCCCUCUCCUUCUCCCACACCAUCUCCUCACAAGCCACUGGCCAAGGCUAAAGGGGAAUUAUUGCCACCUCCUGGGAAAGGGGAGAAAUCUGUGAAGAAACUCACUGCCCUCCCAGUCCCUCAGCCACUCACAAAAAUUACAGCAGCAGCCCCGGAGGCAGCCAAGGCAGGGGACAAUCGGGAGGCCAGGAGGAAGGAACGUCAGACAAGGACUCCACCCAGGAGGAGGACCAUCAGUGGCAGCAUCAGUGGCAGUGCCAGCAGCUACAGCGGCUCCAGCUCCCGCUCGAGGUCCUUGUCCCGCUCUCUCUCCAGAUCUCAUUCCAGAUCAUCCUCUGCCUCAGUGUCCCACUCUCCCUCUGGCUCAAGGAAAUCCAGGUCCCUGAGCGUGAGCAGCGUCUCCUCCGUGUCCAGUGCCUCGUCCAGCAGCAGCUCCGUGCGCAGCGCCGACUCCGAGGACAUGUACGCAGACCUGGCCAGCCCCGUGUCCUCGGCCAGCUCCCGCUCCCCCACCCCGGCCCAGCAGAAGAAAGGAAAGUCAAAAAAAGAAGACAGUGCUAAAGAGGAGAAGAGGAAACGAGAUGUGCCCGCUCAGCUCCUGAAAUCAGCCAAGCCCACCCCGGGCAGCAAAUCCCAGCAGCUGCCCCAGGGCCAGCAGCCCUCGGCCCCCCAGGCACAGCAGGGCAGCUUCAGUGGGCACAAGGAGAUCAAGCUGACCCUCCUGAACAAGGCAGCUGACAAAGGAAGCAGGAAGAGAUACGAGCCAGCAGACAAAGAGAGGCCAAGCUCUCCUCCAGCCAAACGGGCCAACCUGUCCCCUGACAGAGGCUCUCGCGAUAGGAAGGCGGCCGGGAGACCCUCGUCCCCCAAACAGGAGCGGCAGCGGGGCCAGAACCCAAAACCUUCCCCUGCACAGGCAGACAGGAAACGCCAGCUGUCCCCUCAGUCCAAGAGCUCCAGCAAAGUCACCAGCGUGCCGGGCAAGGGCGCGGAGCCGGGCCCUGGCGCUGCCAAGGGCGGCAAAUCCAGCACCCUGUCCCGCAGGGAGGAGCUCCUGAAGCAGCUCAAGGCCGUGGAGGACGCCAUCGCCCGCAAACGCGCCAAGAUCCCGGGCAAAGUAUAGUGGGCUGUGCCCCCCAGUGACUGCUGAGGUUUUUAUAAAGAGAGGCAGAAGCGGCCGCUUUGGGAUUUUGCAGUUCCUCGUCUUCGUUUUGGCCGCGCGGUUCUUUUUAAAAAAAUAAAACAAAAAAACAAACGUAAAACCCACACACACACACACACAUACACACACACACAUCCACACACAACAAAGAAAUUAAGGAAGUUUUUGCCCGAUGAGCGGCUCCGGGAGGGCUCCGGGGCCCUGUAAAUGUGCACAGAGGACUCCAGCCCUGGGUGCUCCCAGCUCUCCUGUGUCCCCUCUCCUCUUUGCUAGCCUCCAGUUGUAUUCUCCUAGUUAGCCCUGCUGUGUGUUGAGUGUCUUCAGCAAUGCAGUUCUAGUCCCGUGUGCCGAGAGAGCCGAAAACUGCUGUGAACUGCUGGCAGCACCCUCCUCCCCCAGGAACAAUAUAAAUAUAUCUAUUCCUGCCUCAG
Molecule: messenger RNA, 2973 nt
Organism: Zonotrichia albicollis (white-throated sparrow)
Lineage: Eukaryota; Metazoa; Chordata; Aves; Passeriformes; Passerellidae
Source: RefSeq, a predicted model, not a curated record